AGAGCGUCGAACAGCCCGUUCCCGCGGUGCUGCUGCCCGUCAAAGCCGACAUUGUGUCCGGGUCUGCUGCGGACCUGCCGGGGAGAUUUAUCUGUUCUGUCCGGCAUGGAGCAGAGGUGAGAGUCGACCCAUGGAUGUCCAGUUUCCUGCAGUGCAGCAGCAGCAUGAUGAUAACAAACCAGCCACAGACUCCAUCUUUAUAUCUAUUGCCAUGGUGAGAGAGAGCUACUGGACUCUGUUGCUAUGGUGACCCUGUAACAAUCUGUUGCCCCGGUGACCGCAUGAAUAAAAGACCCAGUCGCCAUGGGAACUUCCAGGAUGUUCCGCAUCUUCGUGGUCCUGGGCUCGGUUUUCAUGAUCCUCCUCAUCAUCAUUUACUGGGACGAUGUGGGGGCCUCUCACCUGUACCUGCACACCCCCGUGUCCCCGGGCCCCAGGAUCCCCCCCCCCCCCUCCCCCCGCCAGCAGCCUCACACCUCGCGGACGCCAUCUUUCCUGUCCGACAUCGACGCCUUCGUCAACCAGUUCCUGGAGCCGGGCACCGGAGAACCCACUGAUCCCGCCCCCGCCGACUCCGGUAACCAAUCAGAGAAGGCCGAGGAGCGGUACAUUCCACGGAGGGAGUGGAAGAUCCACCUGAGUCCUGUGGCAGCCGAGCUCCGAGAGAGACAGGAGCAGCGGCGGAGAUUACUUCAGGAGAUGUGCGCCAACGACAGCGUUGUUUUUCCUGGCAAAAACCGCUCCUUUGACGACAUUCCCAACAAGGAGCUGGAUCACCUCAUCGUGGACGACCGGCAUGGCAUCAUCUACUGCUACGUUCCCAAGGUGGCGUGCAGUAACUGGAAGCGCAUCAUGAUCGUCCUGAGUGAGAGUCUGCUGCGGGACGGCGUUCCUCAGAGAGACCCGCUCUCCAUCCCAAAAGACCUGGUGCACAACAGCAGCAUGCACUUCACCUUCAGCAAGUUCUGGAAACGCUACGGCAAGUUCGCUAAGCACCUCAUGAAGGUGAAGCUGAAGAAGUACACCAAGUUCAUCUUCGUUCGUGACCCCUUUGUGCGUCUCAUCUCCGCCUACCGGAACAAAUUUGAGCUGCCCAACGCGAAUUUCUACCGGCGCUUCGCCCAGGUCAUGCUGCGUCGCUACGCCAACCAGCCGACGCCUCCCGCCUCCGCGGACGAGGCGUUCGGCAUGGGCAUCCACCCGUCCUUCCCCAACUUCCUGCAGUACCUCCUGGACCCGCAGACGGAGAAGGAGAUGCCCUUCAACGAGCACUGGAGGCAGGUGUACCGCCUCUGCCACCCGUGCCAGAUCCAGUAUGACUUCGUGGGCCAUCUGGAGACGGCGGAGGAGGACGCCGAGCAUCUGCUGCGCCAGCUGAAGGUGGACAACGUGGUGGAGUUCCCCACAUCCAGUAGGAACUUCACGGCCAGCACCUCGGAGGCGGAUUGGUUCAACACCGUGCCCCUGGAGACCCGCAAAGAACUGUACAAGCUGUACGAACCCGACUUCAGACUCUUUGGAUACGACAAGCCGGACUCCAUCCUCAAUGAGUGACACACACACAGAACGUGCUUUUUUUAAUGUGUCUUACUUUUACUCCAACAACAGACACACCUCCCCUUGUUCUGGGCUUUGUGUCCUCCAAUCUUGUAUGACCUACACUGAAUGUACACAUUAGGGCUGCACAACUUAGAAGAAAAAGAGAAUUGCUAUUAUUUUGACCAAUAUUACAUUUUUGCAAUCUGAUUCACGAUAUUGGUGAGCGGAUGAGUUAAGAAGUACGUAGGCCAUUCAAAAUUAGUUUGUUAGAUGCGCUAGUUGUCAUAUCAAUUAUUUAAUAUUGUCCAUGACGAAGUGUGAUGCUUAUGUAAAGCAUGAAAUGUGUUUAGAAAUACAUACCAAUGACAGCUAUCUACAAGAAGUAAUUGGUCAUUCUGUAGUAAACAAUUUUGUAGGCCCGGAUAUCUCUGCAGCUUCGCAAUACUUCAGCAAAAAUUGUAUUUAACACAUAUUUGGCCUUUAACAAAAGUUGUUCUUCCUGCAAUUUGAAUAUUAGACUAGUCCAAAUUGCAAUUUUGAUUACAUGUUGAUGAAUUGUGCAGCCCUAGUACACAUCAUCAAGGACACUCAGUGCUCUAAGGAAGCACAUGAAUGAGGUGGAGACAGGUUAAUAUCCAUUGUUGUUUUUCUUUUUUAAAUCAUAACGAUAACAAGAAGCACACAAUUAAGAAACACAGAUAUGGAUUGUGGAAAACAGGAUGUGUUUUUACAUGUUGUACAUUCAGUGUAGACCUUAACUCAAAACGUUGAUGUCAUGCAGCACCUGUAAUUUGUGAUGUCAUACGUAGCAGGAUGUGACUGUAUUUGGUGCGACACCAACCCAGAUGCAGGCCACAGGGAAAUGUUUGCAGUUAGUUAAAACAAGGUGUUAUUAGAUUAGUUGUAAGUGUUAGUUGCACUAGUUGUCAUCUUAUUUAUUACACUUUGUGCAAUGCUUAUGUGAGGCUUGAAAGGGAUUUAAUGUAUGUUUUAAAAAAUGCAUACCAAUGACUAUCAACAUGAGAACCUGGAGGAAAUAUUUUAUACCUCAAACACAGAUUAGGACGGGAUCAGACAGAGCGCUUUUUAGCAGCCUGAGAAGUGUUUUGUAGUCGUGUUGAUGUGCACCUCGUGUUUUUCCCACUCUAAGCACCUUGCCUUUUUGCAGGACUGUUGUUGAAAAAGAACUUGAACUCAGAACAGUAAAUCACUGCAAAUGUUCACCGAGUUGUUUAAUCGUAUGAAUUAAGAGGCGGGGCUUCUGUGGUUGUGACAUUGUUAGCAACCUAGCUCAAUGAAGCUAACUUUGCUGACUGUUAGCUUAGCAACCCAUUUGUUAACCUGUUUAGCCAGUUAGCGUUGCUUGCUUGAUAAUUCAUAUACGUUUCAGAUUGGAGAAGCUCAUUAUAUUAAUAGAAAUAUUUCAGACAACUAUUUGCAGCUUGUUUUAUUUAGCUAUCUAGCUCAAUGCAGCUAACUUAGCUAUCUAUUUGCUAACUCAACCCAUUUGUUAAGCCGAUACAUCUUAGCCAGUUAGCAUUAGCUAUCAAAAGUGAACCGUUAGCAUUGUUAAAUACAAUCAAUCCACAAGAUGCUUGCUUGAUAACUAAUUUUAACUGGUUUUACUGGAAGCAAUCUAUAUAAUACUAUGCCUGUCUAUUAGGAUAGGUAAGGUAGCUAGCUAACAACUCGCUAACUAAUUACAUUUUUUUUUUAAAGGUUAACAUUUUUUGAGUUUGCUAGGCUCAGAGACAAAUUAAGGCUAAGGCGGGGGAUCCAGUGGAGGCGUAGCAACAACAACAAUCAUUUUUAAUUGUAUGCUUUUAUAAAAAAAAAACAAGGUGCACCGUGUGUUUUGAAACCUGCAAAAAGCUCUCUGUCUGACCAGACCCUUAGAGGAUGCUCAUAUGUUACCUUAACAACAAUCCCUACUGCUUCUUCAGACCUGGUGCAAUAGUUUGAAGCGGAGAAGUGCAUUAGAUUAUAUCAAUAGAAACAUUUCAGACAACUCCUUAGCAGCUUGUUUUAUUUACCAGUUUCAGCAUGGCGUUAUCUUAUAGAGAAGCACAGCAGCUCCAGUUAAUGUGUCUCAGCUUGUCUUUGAGGCACAAAACUGGAGUUUCUACAUUCUUUUAAAAUCAUCCUAGCUGCAUGAACACAGGUGAGCCUCUGUGUAUUUAAAGGAAAAGAUUUCCAAAGGGAAUAUUUUUGUUUUAAUGCUUGUUGUGUUGCUAUGACUAUUAGCAUUUAUGGACCUUUGUGUUUUAACGCACAAACUGCAGUUACUGACUUACAUCGGGUAACCCUGGAGACUGCAGCUAUUGUUGCCCCCCAUCUCCUCCAAAUAUGAACUUUUUUUAAACUGUAUGUUUUGAGGGCAGGCAUUUUCAUGGGGCGCAGUAUUGUGUAGCAAGGAGAAGAGCACAUUACAUGGCGACAAGAAGCAGUGUUUUUCAGUAUUGUGCCAUAACAUCAAUCCAGGAGUCGGGUUGUUUGUAGAUGAAUGCCAGUAUUAGAGUCAAGAUCAAUUAAAUAGUGAUCCGAGCAUGGAUCAGAUGGCUGCAUGUUUUAUAUCAGAACAGGUGGAAGAUAAGAUAGUGCCUUUGGUUGCAAAAGUUUACACAGCAAAAAAAAAAAAAGUAUUUUUGUAGAAGGACUUUUUACUUUGAACACGAUACAGUGAGAUCUGUACGAAGCCACAAGGUAUAUUUGAUAUGUCAGGCCUUGUUUAUCUUGUGGCUUCAAAUAAAAGAAUAGGAAAACAGCAGCAGAGCCCUUCAGCUGAAAUGCUUUACCGUCUUUAUGGGGGUUUGUAUGAUGUGAGAACUCUUUACAGUGUGCUUGUGUUGCUUUGUGUGUCAUGUAACACGCAAGAUUACUGUGUGCUUUGUACUGUAUUUGAUCAAUCUGCACAUGUACAUGUUCACACACUUGACUCAGUGUUGUCUUACUGUCUUUUGCUUCAUUUGUUUUGUACGGUGUGGGUAUUUUUUACUCCUCAAUGUCUCAGUUCAUAGUGUUUUCUGGGUAAAUUGGAAUUAUAAGGGAUAAAUGGCUGGUUUUCCCAAAAGUCUGUCAUCAUCACUUGUGUUGUUUUCCAUGUACGUCUAAGUGAACACACAGCUUAUCUAUUUCAACACACACUCCCAACUCACCAGUGUUUAGAUUGUCAGAUUUUUUUGUAUUUUGUUCCUUUCUUGUGUUUUGUUGUUGUUACUGUCCAAUGUCAGAAACGUUGCUCUUGGCUGUAUUUUCUUUAAAAAGUGCAAACACCGUGAAAUUGAAUAACUGUGUAAGGGAUAGAAAGGAUUUAUUUAUUGGCUGAAUAAAACCUAUGGAAGCUGCUUCUGUAAAAGGGAAAUUCAGUCUUUAUUAAGAUUACAGUUUGAAAAGGUGGUAUGUUUUUUUGCCCGCAGCGACCAGACGCUUCAACAGCUUUCUUGCUUUGAACUGCUUAACGGCCAAACCUCGUCCUACAUUACCACCUGAUGUCAGAUUCUCAGCAUAAAAUGCAAUCACACGUCCAAAAGCUCAAAUCUAUUUUUGUGAAUGAUGUUUUUGUAACUCAUAUCAAUACUUUACAAGAGUCUUUGUAGUCAGUGUUCCUCCUCUCAUCUACUGGGAAAAAGCAAAGCAUUCAGUUUCCUCCGUGUCAUCUGUUCAUUGUAAGAGAAAUAAAGGAUGUGGGGCAUGAUGGAAAAUG
This is a messenger RNA of Trematomus bernacchii (emerald rockcod), 5242 nucleotides long. RefSeq names its product carbohydrate sulfotransferase 12-like. The record is from RefSeq and is a predicted model, not a curated record. Bases 304 to 1554 code for a protein of 416 amino acids. Gene Ontology annotation, cellular component: membrane. Lineage: Eukaryota; Metazoa; Chordata; Actinopteri; Perciformes; Nototheniidae. Gene Ontology annotation, molecular function: sulfotransferase activity. The transcript is spliced from 6 exons. Gene Ontology annotation, biological process: proteoglycan biosynthetic process; carbohydrate biosynthetic process.